Messenger RNA from Paralichthys olivaceus (Japanese flounder), 1135 nucleotides. RefSeq names its product hes family bHLH transcription factor 2, tandem duplicate 1 (gene hes2.1). Gene Ontology annotation, cellular component: nucleus. Gene Ontology annotation, biological process: regulation of transcription by RNA polymerase II; regulation of neurogenesis; anterior/posterior pattern specification. Gene Ontology annotation, molecular function: protein dimerization activity; DNA-binding transcription factor activity, RNA polymerase II-specific; RNA polymerase II cis-regulatory region sequence-specific DNA binding. Lineage: Eukaryota; Metazoa; Chordata; Actinopteri; Pleuronectiformes; Paralichthyidae. The record is from RefSeq and is a predicted model, not a curated record.
AUCUCUCAUCCAAAAGCACAACACCAAGAAGCAAACGAAAUGAGUCCCAGCAUCAUCACAGAGGCCAACCAGCCUCUCCCUGCCAGGUCCACCGUGGCCCAGAGAAAACACGCCAACGAACUGAGAAAGACUCUGAAACCCUUGCUAGAGAAGAAAAGACGUGCUCGUAUCAAUGACAGUCUCAGUCAUCUGAAGAGCCUCAUUCUGCCUCUUGUUGGCAAAGACAACGCACGCUACUCCAAACUGGAGAAAGCUGAUAUUCUGGAAAUGACAGUCCGGUUCCUCAGAGAUCUUCCUGCCUCUCCAGUCAAAGAUUCCGCAGACAGUUACAGAGAAGGCUACAAAGCUUGCCUCCAGCGCGUCUCCGCUCUGCUUCCCAAAACGAGCCUGGAUCAAGACGCGUGCCAGCGGGUAAACGACUUCGUUCAGCAGUCCAUGUCCGCCACCGUCACUCCAACCUGCCUAAACUGUUGCGCUCAGAGCUCCAGGAGCCUCCCUCAGAUCCAACAGAGACUCCUGAGCCUCAAAUCCAGCUUCAGCUCCAGACUGGAGAGUCAGUCCCGCAGCAGCAGCAGCAGCAGCAGCGGCAACAACAGCGCAGUGGCUCCCAGCCGCGCACAGCCAGGUCCGCAGCCUGUCAGCGCUGCCAUGUGGAGACCUUGGUAGACUAGAUGGACAUUUAAUUUCUCAUGUGUGUUAUUUAUUUUGUGAUUUACUACAUGUAUUACAAUAACGUCACUGUAGUCUUGGUGACAUAAGAAGAAGAAUUGUUUGAGUUGCUGUAUGAUAAUGGAAUUCAGCAUUUGGCUCAUUUUGCGUUUAAUGCCAGAGGGCACACGAGCACAGAUCUUAAAGAAACGGUAAAGUCUAUGAACUUUUUUAAGACGCAAUCCUCUUUGGGGUUUCAAAGAUACGGGUUGUAGACAACACUUUUGUAAAACCCCAAGGGUUAUUUUAUUUGAGGUUUGCACGAUGGACUUAAAAGUAUUUUGGUCUGUGCAACAUAAUAGUCUGUAAACACUAUGUGUUAAAUAGGAUUUUUUAUUAUACAUUGAUGGCAUAGAAGAGGAAAACAAACUGUUUUGUGAAACAAAUGUUCUGUCACUGACAACUGAUUUUCAAUAAAUGUUCACUC